Trypanosoma theileri is the source of this 5439-nucleotide messenger RNA. RefSeq lists its product as uncharacterized. The transcript has a single exon. The record is from RefSeq and is a predicted model, not a curated record. The coding region runs from base 1 to 5439 and encodes 1812 amino acids. NCBI's taxonomy places the organism in Eukaryota, Euglenozoa, Kinetoplastea, Trypanosomatida, Trypanosomatidae. Gene Ontology annotation, molecular function: chromatin binding. Gene Ontology annotation, cellular component: Scc2-Scc4 cohesin loading complex. Gene Ontology annotation, biological process: replication-born double-strand break repair via sister chromatid exchange; establishment of protein localization to chromatin; regulation of gene expression.
AUGCCUUCCACAAACGUUGCUGAAGUGCCGGUCCCACCGGUGGUGUAUGGCACUGUAGAUCCACUUCUUAAACUCCUAACAGCGUUCCCGGUACCUCAACUGCUAUCCACAUCUGCACCACUACCAGAAACCUCAUUAUUAUCAUUAUCAUCAUCAUCUUCUUCACCUCUUAGGGAUUCCGGUGUGGCUUGUGGUGUAAACGAAACUUCUGAUGAUGAUAUUGCACAGGCGACACUAGAGGCCGCCCGUACUCUUAUGGUCUCCAGUAGUUACAUGUCACUCUGUCGCUCUACUGGCGAUAAUAGAAUGGGAAACAGUAACCACAAUAUGGACAAACUCUCACCCCUGGCCCAACGCAUUCACAAGGGUCUACAAGAAAUGGAAGAAGAACAUCUUAGUGGCAUUGGUAACAUGAAGACUAUUGAUGCCUCAUCUAAGGAUGAAAGAUGGUCACACAAUAAAGAUUAUCAUAUGACGCUGCGUCCUCGGAAUAUCCCGUGCAACGAAAGAAAAAGUGAUAUCAAGGAUGAUGUAAAAAAAAAAGAGAAAAAGGAAAAUAAUCUUAUUCAUCUACCUCCUGUUGUGAUUCAAAAAGCAGAAUUGGAACGUGCCCAGCAGAAGACGGAGAUGUGCUGCCACUUAACUAUUUCUAAUAUUAUAGAAGGUGGUUUAAAAGACGCUAAUUCCCUUGAAAGUUUACUCGGCAUGUUAUCUAGUACUGCACAACCAUUUAAAGACAUUAGUGGAGAUCGUCUGACGUUGUUUAUAUCUUCGUUGGUGGUCCCACUAGUGGCGGAUGAGAUGGAUAUAUCUACCGCAGUUAUGAAACAGGCUGUAGCAUGUUGUGCAUGUAUUUCUCAUCCAUCUUUUGAACUCUCCAUUCUACCAGAGGACAUUAUUGAUAAUCUCAUAACUAUUCUUGCUGGAGUUCUUCGUCGUGUUAUGAAACGCUUAUCAGGGCGUUUACAAAAUGAUUUAAAUAACCACAACAGUAACAAAAAUAGUAGCAGUAAUAAUAACCAGACAGAUUUAGAGACUCUUCGAGCUAUGCUGGAUAGUUUUACUUUGAGUGUGACUGAAAUGAGAUUAGAUGUUUGUGUACACGGGGAUUUACUUCGAUUAGAAGAUCUUUGUUUUCAAUGCCUCUUUGUUAUUAACAAUGGCUGCGGACGACAGGAGGCUACAAACUAUGCUGCGUAUGUAAUAAGUCAUGCAGUAGAUCUUUACCGCUGUAUAUGGAACCGAUUGGAAAUACAACGUGAUACAGUUUGGACAAGUUUCUUUUCACGACUACCACUUGGUGAGAAUCUGCUACUUCGUUUAUAUAUGCUUCCAUCUGGUGUGAGGAUAAUGCCUCUCACAGCGGCUGUAAUGGCUGCUGCACAAUCUAUUCCUAUCUCCUCCAAUGUUAUCACAAAGAGUAUGGUAGAUCGUUUUCAACAGCAAUGCCAAAUAUGGUCAACAAUGUUUUUUCAACACUUUCUUCUUGAAGAACGUGAAGAAAAAAAAGAACGUGAUCUUUGUAGUACCAUUGUGCUUCAAUUUUGUGAAGAUUUAGCAUACAUGGUAGGACUUCCAGAAUACCCUGCUGCAGAUAUUUUAUUACGUUGUUUUCUUGUAAGUUUUAUGCAAUUUUGUUUUCGCUCAUCCAAUGCAGAAAACGAACCUAUUUCACUGUUACAAGGACUUCGAGCAGUAUUUGUAGAUGCUGUUUUUCGCGUUUCAUGUGUUCUCUUUGGUGUCGCACAGAAAAAACUUCAAAUCUCCAAUAUUCCUGAUGACUGUGUUCUUUCAGCUGCCCAACUUAAUCAAUGGAGAGAGCUUACUCAUUCUGAGGAGAAGAAGAAGAAAAAGAAUACCUCUGAAGAAGAAGAAGAAGAAGAAAAAGAAGAGUCACAGAUAUCUGGUGAGGAAAUGCAGCGAGCUCUGCUAUAUAUGGCUCUUUCACGCUCCGUUAAUGAUUCUACAAUUGAGAAUGCUGCUUCAUUUUUUCAUAUACGAGCUGCACACAUCUUUACAUGGGCAUUGCGUAAUAAUAAUAAUCUUCAUCUUCCGGAUGCUGCACUAGAUUCAUUAGUGCGUACGAAGCAUGUUGUUGAUGGUGGAUUAACACUUGACUGGGAUACACUGCAUGCAUGCAGUAUGCAAUUGUGUGCAGCAUCUGAAAACUCACUCUUAAGCCCGAAGGCGAAGGAACGACUUCCAGCAUGGCUCUUGUCAGUAUUUCAAGUACGAGAUGAUCAAUAUAAUGCUGGUAUAGAAGCUGCACGUAAAAAGGCAUUGGGUCAUGUAGCGAAGUUAACUGCUUUGUACCCACCGUUACUGGAAAAGAUUUGGCCUAUAGCUCGACGCUGUGUACGUGAAGAUAAUGCACGUGUACGUGAGGGUAUUAUUCCACUUCUUCUCACGUUAUUCACAGAAACAUGUAAAAAUGGUGCACAUGCCGCUACUGUUGAGGAAACCGCUACAGAUGUUAUUAGUUCUCUUCUACAUCUUCUUGCUGACCGUAGUGUUACGGUAGUCACUCGCGCUAUUGCAGCACUUGACACACUUCUCACAGAUGCCCCAUUUAAAUCCCUAUUAGAUAGCCUUACAGUGGGAGAGCAAUUAUUAACGUUUACAGAAUCUAAGCUACUUUUGAUGAUGGGACCUGCAAAGGAGAGUCGUCAUCAAAAUGACGUCAUCCGCCUUUUUCUCCGUCGCUGGGUUGGACAAGAGCCCACAGACAUUGCCGCCCAUCACACACACACACAAGUGGCGAGAGAACUCACCCGACUUAUUCUUACUCACAUGUCGUACCCAUACGAGGUAACAGAGUCCUUGCAUCUCGUUGCCCUACUCAGUGGAAUGCAGCGAAUGGUGUCGGAGCGGGAGACGGCGGUGAAACGCACAACACGACACAGUUUGGUGGACAGUCAGGAACUGCGCGGUGUGUUGAUUGGUGUUGCGAAAGUAUUAUGGGCCGAACAUCAGCGACUCACACCGGCACCACAGGCCGCCGCAGCGUUAGCGGCUAUUCAUGCACUUGCCAUUGCCUGCAGUGAGUGGGUCAUACCGCUGCUGGAAGUACUCGCAGAGGCACUUGUUCAGCCGCUGCCAGUCGGUGCUGCCGAACGAGAGGCGGCGGGAAUUACACUAUUGCAUGUUUGUCGUAUUUUGAGAAGAGUGCUUAUGGCACCACGUCCACCACCACUUUCACUGGAUCAACUGGCUCGUGCUCUUACAGCACUACUCUCCAAGUACGUAGGACCACAUCAACAACAAAUUCUCCUAUCUGCUAGUGGAGUGUUAACAGCAGCCAUAACAUGCGGUACUGAUAAAUUAUCAAACCAUGUAAAUACAAAGUACCUUACACUUUGUUAUUCUCUUAUGAAUGCCUACUAUGUACGUACCAUGUCUCUUCUUGGAUCACUUCAGACGGACCCACAAAGUGUCGCAUAUACGCUGCGUUUCCUUUUUCUUCUUUCAGAAUUUUUACGAUUGUAUCCAGGAUGGAAGAAUCACCAUCCCGAGCUUACAGAAGAAACAGCUGUCAGUGGUUCUGGUGUACCAAACCAACUUGCACGUGGUAAUGGUAUUUGUGCAAAUGUCUAUACAGUGGUAGAACAAGUAUUACAUCAGUCUCCAGAUGAGACACAAAAAAAGACAGCUGUUAUUGUACUUCGUGUAUUGGCAUCUCUUUGCAUGUUGCAGCCUACUGUAUUUCUUUACCGUUGUGAACCUCACCUUCGCCGUGCCUUGGAUUCCGCUGCGGAUAUCUCUUUACAAAUUCAAGGUCUUGUUCUUAUUCGUGAUUUCUUAAAGGAUGAGGACGCACGUGUUGACUAUGCGGCAUCAAUGAAUGCUCCUGUACCUCCAACAGCAGCAUCACCAUCAUCAUCAACAUCAUCUCCACCUCUUCCUCCUCAAGGUACACCUCCACGUUCCUCUUUACCUAAUGAUCGAAAACGAAAAAGACGUGAAGAACUUAACGUAGUGGCCGCUCCAUGUGUGGAAGAGCAAAAUAGUGGUAUGGCAACUUGGGUUAUGCAACAAUUUCAUGGUGAAGUAUUACAAUUGUGUGAGAGCAGUUCGGUAGCGGUGAGACAGCUGGCUUUUGAGGUACUUCAACUGUGUGCCCAAGGAGGUUUGUUGCCUCCAUCAAAGUACGCUAGUGCGUUGGUGGUCAUCGCAGCAGAUCCACAGAAUAAUGUGAUGCGACAAGCUGCUGUGGAGUGUUUAAAAGAACAUAGUGAACGAUACCCAGAUAUUAUCGCUGCCAACGCUGCAACUGGAGUAGUUAGGACCUUUGAACUACAUGAUGUUUGUGGAUUAAAUGUACUUCGCAGUGCUUUAGUAGCAGAUAAUGGAUUACAAGCAGAGGAAUGUGUUCAUGCACACCUCUUCACAUCACUACGCAAACGUCACCGAGAUGCCGUUCUCUCUUCAAUUAUACGUUACUUUUACCAAGAAGGACGUGCAAGACAGUGGUUACAAGAUCAUUGCAACAUCAAAAGUACUAGGACAGAUGAUCCUGAAGAGUUAGCACGCAAUCCAUUUCCUUUUCUGGCACAUUUGUCGUUUAUUCUGGCUUACAUUCCCUACACUGUUGAGAGUGAUGUGCUACAUGUACUCAGUAGUUGUCGUGCAGCAUUAGAUAUGAUUGGACAAAGUUGUCUUGAUUUUGUUGAAGCACAGCGAAAUAUGUUACGAUCUAAGAAGUCUUCACAGAGGGGAUCAGGAAGGAAUAGCAUUAAAAAUAUGGGAAUAUUUGAUACUUCUGUUGAGUGGUGGAAAUGUUUUGGGAUUCUUUGUAUUUCUCAUAUUUGUAUUUUAUUGCGAACGGAGUAUGGUCUAAACGCGGCAAAAUUAAAACGACUCGCAAUUCGCCGCAGUACCGUUUCUCAUCACACGACUACUCUUCCACGACGUGAGCCACACAGUGCGGCUUCUCAAGCGUUCCAGCAGCGAAUGGCAGCACUUGUGCAGAAAGCCACACCAUUGUGGGAAUGUAAUGCAGAUCCGAAGAGUCGCCUGGCUGCUGUGGAGGAAAUGCACGCUGCCCUCACGGUGGUGGUAUUGCAAGAGGCAGCCGUACGUGAAGAAGAAGAAGAGGAGGAAAAGGAGAAGGAUUCAAUCCUGCACAGUGGAGGGAAUAGUAGUGGUAAGAAAAAAAGACCCAGGGGAUCAAAAGGUACGCCCAGAGAAAAGACAACAGAGAUGGAUGAGGAAAGAGAACCACAAGAGCAGCAGAAGCGAGUACAGAGGAAACGGGGACCCCAACGGGUUGCGAAGAGAGUUUUUAAAAGAAGCAGUAGUAGUAGUAGUAGUAGUAGUAGUAGUGGUAGUGGUAGAGUAAGUAACAGCAGUUCCUCGUCGUAUUCUUCUUCUGGUGAUGAUGACUCUGAUGACAACCACUCCAGUAACAGAAGAAAUACAGAUGCCUUUGACAGAGAAUAA